Molecule: messenger RNA, 1092 nt
Organism: Impatiens glandulifera
Lineage: Eukaryota; Viridiplantae; Streptophyta; Magnoliopsida; Ericales; Balsaminaceae
Product: rRNA-processing protein UTP23 homolog
Exons: 6
Coding region: 224-1048 (274 amino acids)
Cellular component (GO): nucleolus; small-subunit processome
Molecular function (GO): small ribosomal subunit rRNA binding
Source: RefSeq, a predicted model, not a curated record
ACCCUAAUUGGAAGUCUAUUAUGCGUGCCGCCGAAUCAGGGCGUGGGCAGGUCUGGGCUAAUCCUGUUAUCGGAUCGACGAUUAGGGUUUCGAUUCUUCAUAUCUCUGAUCUUCGGCUGUAACAAUCUAGUCGGCAGCAGCUUCAGUGAGUGAUUCCUUUAGUCGAGAACGAGUUUCCCUCGAUCUUCUUUUACAGAAACUACACUAGCGUCAAGCAAUCACAAUGAGGUUCAAGAAACAGAAGCGUCAUCGCAAAAUUGUGAGGUUUUAUAAAGCUUGUUUUGGAUUCCGGGAGCCAUUUAAGGUUCUUUGUGAUGGCACUUUUGUGCAUCACCUUCUUGUAAACCGUAUUACUCCGGCGUGUACUGCCCUUUCUAAUGUCCUUGGGGCCAAUGUGAAAGUCUUUACCACAAGAUGUGUUCUUGCUGAGCUAAAGAGCCUUGGUGAAUCAUAUUCAGAGUCUUUUGAGGUAGCCCGUGACCUGAUGAUUGCAAGAUGUGACCAUGAGAAGAGGCAUAGUGCAGUUUCUUGCAUCAUGGAAGUUGUUGGGGAUAAGAACUCUGAACACUUUUUUGUUGCCACUCAAGAUGCUGAUUUGAGGAAGAAUUUCCAGCAGGUACCUGGAGUUCCUGUAGUAUUUGGCUUGCGAAAUGCCUUGCUCCUAGAAACUCCUUCUGCCUCCCAACGCCAGUUUGUGAAGUUCACUGAGGAGGACCGUUCACACAUGUCUGAGUUAGAAUUUAAAAUGUUAAAGAAAAUAGAGAAGGGAAGUGACUUAGAUGAACAUGAAGAACCUCAAAAUAUUGAGACUGAAAUGUUAUCGAAUGUGAAAGGAGGAAAAGGAAUAGAAGCGAAGGAUAAAGCUCAGUUUAAGAGAAAGAAACCUAAGGGUCCAAAUCCUCUUUCAUGCAAGAAGAGAAAAAUCAACGAAGCUCCACAAUCUGGUCCUCCGAGGGUGAAUGAUGACAAUAAAAACAUGGCAAGAUCUAGGAGCAAUAAAAGAAAAAGAUCGCACAAAAACAAAGAGCCUGCAAACGCGAACACUUAAACGGAUUGGAGAGGCUUGCAUUUCGAUGAAAAAUGGCUUCUUAA